Schizosaccharomyces cryophilus OY26 is the source of this 1592-nucleotide messenger RNA. RefSeq lists its product as uncharacterized. The transcript has 2 exons. Bases 285 to 1115 code for a protein of 276 amino acids. NCBI's taxonomy places the organism in Eukaryota, Fungi, Ascomycota, Schizosaccharomycetes, Schizosaccharomycetales, Schizosaccharomycetaceae. Gene Ontology annotation, cellular component: membrane; endoplasmic reticulum. The record is from RefSeq and is a predicted model, not a curated record. Gene Ontology annotation, biological process: membrane organization; endoplasmic reticulum tubular network organization.
CACCUAGUUGAGACCAGUUCCAUGUGCUUACUGAAUUGACCAUAUGGAUUCACCAAAAACUUGACCUUUUCAACCAAAUAGAAACAACCAUUAUAAAUAGAUAUAUAAAAUAAAAAGUAUUAUUAAUAUAAUAAUGUCCUUGAAAAAGAGAAUGCAAAUGUUUGCAUUCUUACUGAGAUGCCACUUUUCGAGUCUUUGUUAACCUAUACAUCAUCUAUUGUUGUGUAUUCCAACUCAACCAAAGCAACCUCCUAUCGACGAAAAGCGACUUAUUUUUUUGCAAAAUGCCACCUAAAGCUCCCCCUACAAAGCCUUUAAGUGAACGUCUUCUUCCUCUUGUCAAAAAUACACAAUUUUUUUGGUUUCUGGGACAAUUCUCUGUCGCCUUGUUCAGCUCUAUUUAUACGUUGCAGGUUGUUCCUUUCCGCCAAGGUUCAUCAUUUAUUUUCAAGAAUGCUAUUGCAGGAGCUAUCUUGGCGUAUUCCAUUGUCCUUUACAAGGUUUACAGCCCCAAUAUUGCUUCUCGUUCCUCCUGGAACGUCCAUUUCUUGCGCCGUUUAAUGACUGAUGAUAAUGCCUUGUAUUUUUUCUUGGCUUUGUCCUUGUUGAUCAACCGCCCUGUUUUAUUUGCGCUUGCUCCUUAUGCUAUUUAUGCCACGUUUCAUAUUUCUACCUAUAUGCGCAGCAACCUUUUGCCAGUUCUUUCUCCCUCUAUCACGAGCAGUACCGAACCUAAGAAUCAACUUUAUAAAUUAUCGCAAUUGCUUAACAAGUAUACUCGCACUCAAUUCCAACCUGCAAUGAAACUUGUAGCCAACAUUGAGACCUUCCUCUUUUUCCGUUACUUCUUUGGUUUCUUCUUGCGCAAGAAUACUUUCUCUCAAUUCAUCUUCUAUGCCUUUUUCCUUCGCAUGCGCUAUAACAGCAGUCACUUUACUCGUGCAUCUAUCCGAGACAUUGGUCUUCGUAUGGACCGCGUUGUCGCUGACAAUCGCAUUCCUCCUCAAGUAAGAAAUGCAUGGUUCCAACUAAAGCACUACCUCUCAAGAUUUGGCAAUGUACCUGUCGCUCAAGCUUCUGCUUCUAGUGGCCGUCCCGCCUCUGCAUCCACUUAAACAAAUAACCUUUCAACCAAAAAUACUUGUUUGCUGUCCAAGUUGUUUAUAGUUUUCCUUUUGGUUUACCAGCUGCAUCUUGUUUUCUUCUUGGCUUUCCCAUCGCUUAUUUUAAGGUAACCAUGGUUUCCUUUUUUUAUCAUUAGUAAAACAUAUAAUGCCGCUUUUAGGAAAAGAGCAGGAUAGUUUAUGAUUCGUGCUGAGAAUUGACUUCAAUUCCAGAAAACCUGUUUUUAUUCCUUUCCACGAAUUUUACUUGUUUGGAGACAUUCUUAACGAGUAGAAGUUUCGUGCUUUCAGCGUAUACGUGUUGAAUCGCUGAUUGAAAGAUAACCAUACGAGCUAGCUUACUUUGAAUGCCUUUCAAAAAAAAAAAAAUCUCGUUUAGCUUACAUGAAUGUAGGAAUGUAUAUGCUUUUUUACUCUUUGUAGAAAUUGUCGUAUUCUAUCAUUCUCUAUUGUAUGCAAUGUCAGUGG